Messenger RNA from Candidula unifasciata, 670 nucleotides. Lineage: Eukaryota; Metazoa; Mollusca; Gastropoda; Stylommatophora; Geomitridae. The record is from the annotation of a GenBank genome assembly.
AUGGCGGAUUUGAGGCAUCUAGGAUCAUUAGUGGUGUGCCUCGUCUGUCUGUGCAGAUUGAGCCAACAGGUGAACUUCCCGCCCCGGAUCAGAAAUGUGCCUCGCGGGACGUCCAUCAGUGUGAGAGAAGAUGCCAGAGUUGGCGAGGCCGUCUUCAACUUGUUUGCCAGCGAUGCUGAAGGAGACCUGCUAGAGUUCAAGGUCCUGACCCCAGACGUCCCUUUUGUCUUCGACAUGACCUCCUUGAGAGUGUCUCUGAUCAAUAUUCCGAUCAGUGAGUAUUACAUUAACCUGGUUGUCAGCAACAAGGAACCAGGCUUGGACUUUGAGACCAGGAAAAAUUUCGACAUGACCAUACAGGUCAAGGACAGAGAGGACGCUGUCACUGCUGUGAUCAAUGUCAAGGUCCUCAACGCCAACGACAACCCGCCCACCCUGAGACUGAACCAGGCCGACCUGGAGAUCAACGAGGAGAUGCCCAUAGGCACCCUGCUCAACUACUCCAUGUCCUUCUCGGACGUGGACGUCGGGGACAGUGUCUAUGUCGGUCUUUUUGGGGAUGAUGCCCAGAUUCUGAACAUCGACCCCAGCAGCGGGCAGAUCUCACUCAACUCUGUCCUCGACGUGGACCCCGGCACCCAGCUUCGAGUCUACAAGCCCAUCUUGUUUG